AUGGCAUCGCGGCUUUCAGCAGCGCGACCCAAGCGCGCAGGCGAGAACUUUGCUCGCACCCACCACCUCGAUGAUGAUGACCGCGAUUCUAAGAAAGCCAAAUUCGACAUUCGCAACCCUUCAGCCCUGGCCCCCGAUGCACGGGAAGAGGACGAAAUCUUAGAUGCCGACGUUAUUGGCACUGGUGCCGCCACCAAGCGAGGAGCUGUCAAUCUCGAUGGCUACGACAGCGACUCGGACGUCGAGACCUUCCACGAACGCGCCGAACAGCGGUCAAAGGGCAAGGGAGAUCCGAACAUCCUAGAACAACUUGACAACUAUGACGCAACCGGCCGUGGUGCGAACGGAAAAGGCGGCACAGUCAACGAGGAUGACGACGAAGACGACGACAUGUUCGCUGGGGAGAAGGACGAAGGCGAACAACGCACAACUCCUCAGGAGGAGGACUCGCUCGCAGCACGGAAGAAGCGCAAGGAAGUCCGAUUUCUCGAAGACGAACUCAUUCAAGGCCAAGAAAUGGAGAGCAAAAGCGGAGGACAAAUAAGUCUGGACGACGCAGAAAGUAGCGAUGAUGAGCAAGACCUUGCACUGGCCAUACAAGAGGAAGGCAUAGACGAGGAGGUGGGACUGGGCGGCUUGAAGCGCAACGCUCCCAAGGUGGAGGCUUUCAAUAUGAAGGCCGAGCAGGAGGAGGGCCGCUUCGAUGCCAACGGGAACUACAUCCGGAAAGCUGUUGAUCCGGACGCCGUGCACGACCGCUGGCUCGAAGGCGUCAGCAAGAAAGAGAUGAAGAAAGCCGCUGAGGCCCACGAGCGGCGCGAGGCCGAGGCGCGACGCGCCCGUAUGGCCGACGACUCGCUUGUCACGACGGAUCUGCUGCGUACUCUCAUCCUGCGGCUCGAGAAGACCGAGACACCGCUCGAGGCGUUGGCAAGGCUGGGCAAAGGGAAGGCAAAGCAAAAGAAGGUCCCCAAAUGGAAGCUCAAGAAGCAGGCUAAGGGCGCGGAGAGCAUGGACGUCGACCAAGAGCAGCAGCCGCCGCAAACAGACGCCGAACAAGCCAGGAUCAAGGAGGCCAUUGACAUCAUCACCGACGCCGCGGACAAGCUGCUGAGCCGAGACCAUGCCGAGAUCUAUGACCAGGAGAGGGAGCUGCUCAUUCGAGAGUGGCAACGCGAAUCAGGCGAGGAGUGGUCAGAACCGCGACAGGAGAAGAGCGAGGCGGCAGAAGAUGGCGGGUCGGCCGCUGCCACCACGAUGUGGGAGUUUCGCUGGACGGACGGCCGAGACACCGCCGAGAAGCAAGGGCCUUUCGAUACAGCCACGAUGAAGGCCUGGCAAGAUGCUGGCUACUUUGGAGAGGGCGUCGAGUUUCGAGCUGCCGGCGACGAAGGCGCCUGGACCCGCAUCGGAAAUUUCGAUUGA
Messenger RNA from Sodiomyces alkalinus F11, 1425 nucleotides. RefSeq lists its product as hypothetical. The transcript has a single exon. Gene Ontology annotation, cellular component: U5 snRNP. Gene Ontology annotation, molecular function: protein binding. NCBI's taxonomy places the organism in Eukaryota, Fungi, Ascomycota, Sordariomycetes, Glomerellales, Plectosphaerellaceae. Bases 1 to 1425 code for a protein of 474 amino acids. The record is from RefSeq and is a predicted model, not a curated record.